Messenger RNA from Drosophila willistoni, 1303 nucleotides. RefSeq names its product COP9 signalosome complex subunit 5-like. The transcript is spliced from 3 exons. Gene Ontology annotation, cellular component: COP9 signalosome; cytoplasm. Lineage: Eukaryota; Metazoa; Arthropoda; Insecta; Diptera; Drosophilidae. The record is from RefSeq and is a predicted model, not a curated record. Gene Ontology annotation, biological process: protein deneddylation. Bases 294 to 692 code for a protein of 132 amino acids. Gene Ontology annotation, molecular function: protein binding; metallopeptidase activity; deNEDDylase activity.
CAACGGCAACAGAGGACCAAAAUACAAUUUGUAAACAUAACCAGCAUUUCGUGUAUUGUAAACAAGGGCGCCCACCAUUUGGGAGCUGGAGAACAAUAUACAAACCUUUCCCAGCUACGAUGAAAUUUUCCGCUACCGCUGCCAAACCAUGGGAGAAGGACCCCCAUUUCUUUAUGGACAUUAAGAUAUCAGAAUUGGCUCUGCUCAAAUUGGUUAUGCAUGAUUGUUAUGGACUUUUGCUUUACUAAUUGAGGGAACUUCGGGUAAAUGCUCAGGCCCAAGCCUACGAGCACAUGAGAGCCUACAUGGAAGCCGCCAAGGAGGUGCGACGAAUGGAGCAUUCCGCUAGCUGGUAUCACAGCCAUUCAGGUUACUUCUGUUGGUUGCCUGGCAUCGAUGUGUCCACUCAAAUGCUCAAUCACACCUAUCAAGAGCCGUUCGUGGCCAUUGUGCCCGCGCGCACUGUCUCUGCUGGAAAAGUGUGUCUCGGUGCUUUUCGCACAUAUCCCAACAGUUAUACAGCAACCCAAGGAAAACUCUUCCGGAUCCUCGUGGAUUUCGGCCUAGUCUGCAAGUUGGAGCAAAGUAAAAACUUUUCAGGUCGUAUUGAUGUUAAUGAGAAACGUUCGGAGAAUAAUCCAAGGCUACACGUGAUUGCAGCCGUCUUACCAUUGAGUUUAUACAUGAUCUAAUCGCGCAAAUUGUCAAAGAAAAGCUCUUUAAUGAGGUCGGUCUGGGCAAAUUGGGCGGUUGGCAACAUUGCUCCAAGCUGGAGAUAAUGGUCGAAAAGGAAGAGCAGCGUUCAGAUGAGCUGGAGAAAUCUUUGGAAUUAGCUGAUUCAUGGAAACCUUAGGGGGAUGAGCUCUUAUACUCCAAGAUUUCACGGCCCAUAAUUGAACGCAUGCGAAAGAGUGAAGAACAUGUGUGCCAGAGUUUCGCAGAGGUCUUCGUGAUCUUUAUUGAUGUAUUAAAUGUCUACGAUUGUGGUUCGAAUAGCAUUCAGGAUGCCAUGCAAGCGGUGACCACAUUAAAUAAAGUAUUCUCUGCAUUGGAUGAGGAAAUCAUCUGUCGUCUAUAGGGCAGUCUCUGGGGCCAAAAGGUGCCGAGAUAUUGUCUGUUUGGCGAUACCGUAAACGCAGCUUCCCGCAUGGAGAGCAGCUGUGGCCCAUGGAAAAUACAAUUAUCGAAUUACACGGCUAUGAAGGUAAACAAAUUGGGCUAUGAAGUCGAAACGCGAGGAUUUGUCAAGUUAAGGGUAAGGGUGAUAUGGAAAUCUAUUGGUUAAUAGAUGGACCAAAAUGCU